This is a messenger RNA of Tetranychus urticae (two-spotted spider mite), 3199 nucleotides long. It is a transcript of the gene trc, whose product is annotated as Serine/threonine-protein kinase tricornered. Gene Ontology annotation, biological process: protein phosphorylation. NCBI's taxonomy places the organism in Eukaryota, Metazoa, Arthropoda, Arachnida, Trombidiformes, Tetranychidae. The record is from RefSeq and is a predicted model, not a curated record. Gene Ontology annotation, molecular function: protein serine/threonine kinase activity; ATP binding.
GUACUUGUUUCUCUCUUUCAUCUUUCAGGAAAACAACAAAAAACAUCACUCCAUUCAGUAACUAACGGUCGGGUUACAAAAUUGUUCCUCUUUUCUCUUCAUUAUUUGUGUGUUUUGUUUCUCUUCCUAUUUUGCCUCUUAUUGUGUUUUUUACAAUUUUGUCCUAUUCUCAACAUAAUUAUAAUCUUAUGUUUACACUUAAAUCAACAUACAUUUACAUGAUUCUGCUCAAAGUUCCAUUUAAUAUAUCUUGUAAAUCUUGUUAAUUGUCAUUACAUUUCAUAAUCGGUGCCUAGACCUGAGCAAGAAGUAAAAAUCAUCUGUUUGCUUUCUUUUUUCUCUCUGCUACCUCUCUCUGUUUGGGUUUUAUUAUUUAUAUAUUUAUCUGUCUUUCCUUUCCUUCUGGUUUGUUUGUUUUAUUUGACUGUUGGUUAAUUUUGCUUCUUGAUCAACUAUCCAGCUUACAAUUUAAAUAAUCUCUGAUUAUAUGGUGAUUGCGAUUUACCUAUUCUCCAGUUCAACUAUCCUUAUUGUUUCUCUAUAUCCAGUACUACCAUAUAUACACAAAUCAAACCCUCUUUACCUUUUGUCAUUAACGUUUAAUCUCAAUUGUAUUUGAGCCUUCCAUUUUUCUCUUCUCUCUUUCUCUCUAUCUCUUCCAAUUUGUGAGUCUUUUUAUCACCGAGUCAUCUUAUCUUCGUCAUCAUCACACCAUAUUCAAUAAUCACAACUACUAUUGCUGCAACCAACACUACCACCAUCGCCAUAAUCAUCACCAUCUUCAUAACUUCUCUCCUUUUAUUUCUUGUGAACACAACAACAUAGUUUUCCAAUCAUCAUAGUUCACCUUUCACCACCACUUGAAUUAUGUCAGCUCCACGUGAGCUCGGUCAACAGAUUCGAUUAAGUGGACAUACAUUAGACAAAGCAACCAAAGCUAAAGUUCACUUGGAAAAUUAUUUCAGCAAUUUGAUUGCUCAGCAUAUUGAAAGGAAAAAUAGACAGGAAAGGCUUCUUGAAUCAUUGAAAGAUGAAUCCUUAACUGAAGAACAGAGAGAAGAUUUGAGAAAGCAAUAUGCCAAGAAGGAAACUCAAUUUCUUCGAUUGAAAAGAUCAAGACUUGCUGUUGAUGACUUUGAACCUCUUAAAGUUAUUGGUCGAGGAGCUUUUGGUGAGGUUCGAUUAGUACAGAAAAAAGAUACUGGUCAUGUAUACGCGAUGAAAAUUUUACGUAAAGCAGAUAUGCUUGAAAAAGAACAAGUUGCUCAUGUUCGAGCAGAAAGAGAUAUUCUGGUUGAAGCUGACCAUCAAUGGGUUGUCAAAAUGUAUUAUAGUUUCCAAGAUUGUAUUAAUCUUUACAUUAUUAUGGAGUUCCUGCCCGGUGGCGAUAUGAUGACUUUAUUAAUGAAAAAAGAUACCCUCUCCGAGGAGUGUACCCAAUUUUAUAUUGCUGAAACGGCCCUUGCAAUCGAUUCAAUACAUAAAUUAGGAUUUAUUCAUAGAGACAUUAAACCUGAUAACCUUUUAUUAGACGCAAAGGGACACAUCAAAUUAUCUGAUUUUGGCCUUUGCACAGGGUUGAAGAAAUCACAUCGAACUGAAUUUUAUCGCGAUUUAUCGCAAGCCAAACCUAGUGAUUUCUCAAGCAAUCCUAUGGAUUCCAAACGUAGAGCUGAAAGUUGGAAGAAAAACCGUCGUCAGUUGGCUUAUUCAACCGUUGGUACACCCGAUUAUAUUGCUCCAGAAGUUUUUCAACAAGAUGGUUACAAUGAAUCCUGUGAUUGGUGGUCCUUAGGUGUUAUAAUGUAUGAAAUGUUGAUUGGUUAUCCACCAUUCUGCUCCGAAACACCUCAAGAAACAUACCAUAAAGUAAUGAAUUGGGAAAAGACACUUGUUUUUCCACCAGAAGUACCAAUUUCAAAACAUUCAGAGGAUUUAAUUAAAAAAUUUUGUUGUCAAGCUGAAAGAAGAAUUAAUUCACUUGAUUCAUUAAAACAGCAUCUCUUUUUUAAAGGUGUUGAUUGGGAACAUAUCAGAGAACGUCCUGCAGCAAUUCCGGUGGAGGUCAAAAGUAUUGAUGAUACUUCUAACUUUGAUGAGUUUCCCGAUGUUGAUCUCAAAAUACCCUCAGCUCCUCAAGAUACUGAAACUAGUCCCAAAGAUUGGGUGUUUAUUAACUAUACAUACAAGCGUUUUGAAGGUCUAACCCAAAGAGGUGUUAAAACUCCUAGGAAAAGUUGAACAGCUAAUAUAUUACAAAAAAUUUAUUUCAUAUAAAUAUUUCAUCUACGAGAGCGAACUUCACCCUCAACAACCAAAAAAUUUCUUGUAGACUUGUCUUUUUUUGGGCAAUGAGAGAUACCAAUACUUUGCUAAUCUCCUUCAUGUACCAAAGAUGGACCCAAAAAUAUCAAUUGUUUUUUGUUUGACGAACAUUUGAGAAUGAAGAAAGCAAUAUUUCAAAGACACUAAAACAAAGCAGACACACUUAUUACCAGAACGCUGUUUCUGAGGAAAGCAAAUGAGCUACAUAUUAAACCACCAAAACAAUUAAUUAACCACACCGUUUAAAAACGCAAGAUAAAGGACAGAUAGAUUCAAAUCUAUCACUACUGGUCAAUUCUAAGUAAAUUGAUGGUGACCAAAAUUCAAGUGCAAAGAAAGAUGAAUAGAGUCCAAAUAGGUUUCAGGCUGAUGUUUAAGAUGGCAACAUUGUUAAAUCUUACGACUUACAAAUGUUAACGUUAUUACGUGUUAGAAGCAUUAAUCAUGUUAUUAACUGACUGACAUGUUACCUGUAGGAUUUUUCAACGAUGCUCUUGUUUAACAACCUGGAACUAUUUUGUUUUAUAAUGAAGUACAAUUUAUUUACGAAAUAAAAGUUUAUUAGAGAUCAGUUGACUCCGAGGAUCAAAGAUGUGCCUAAUUGUUGUUUGCUUUCAAAGAAAGAUUUAAUUGCCCAAAGCUUCAACUAACCCGAUUGUCAUGAGAAAUCAUUGAUCUUGGAUUAUCGUAAAUUUUCAUCACAAUCAUUCAUUACAGUUUAGGGAGACUGAACCGAUCGGAAAGCAAACCAAAAAGUUGAUGAUUAAAUUGACCGAUUAUUCUAAUUAAUAUUCACAUGCGAUUUGAGCUAAUGACUUGUAUAUUCAACUUAUAGAUUAAUUUCAUACAAUAAAUUGUAAUUGAAGAAGAAAAA